Molecule: messenger RNA, 839 nt
Organism: Rhizophagus irregularis DAOM 181602=DAOM 197198
Lineage: Eukaryota; Fungi; Glomeromycota; Glomeromycetes; Glomerales; Glomeraceae
Source: RefSeq, a predicted model, not a curated record
UUCUUCCUUUCUUCCUGAGCUGAUAAAACUGCGGCACACAUCUAAACUCCCUUAUAAAUCUCGGUAAAAUUCUUAAACGGAAAAUGGAUCACAAGCUACAAAAAACCGAGUGUCCUCCGGGGAUUAUUUGAUAUUUAGACAGGGGCAUACGUGGUAUGUAACGGUGCUUUCAGAUGGAACGAUUUUCAUUAAGCUUGACCAAAAAAUACACUCCAAUGUAUAAUUCCUUAACGGAAUGUCCCCAAUGUAAUUUAAAAUUUAAAUGUCCAGAUAAAUGGUGCUCAGAUUGCGAAAUCAAAAAUUUUAAAUCCAAUUUUGGGAAUUGGACUAGUAGGAAUUGGAAGCUCGAUAAAGUUAUUCGACGUUCACAAUCUAAUGCUAAAGGGCCCCUGAAUUAUUUGGAAUGGAUUCCACUUACAGAAUUUAUUGAUGUUAAAUUCAUUGCUGAGGGUGGCUUUGGAUGUGUGGAAUCAGCAAUUUGGAAUCUUGGUCCACGUUGGACUUAUGAACCAUCUUCAAGAAAGUGGGAAAGAAGCGGGCCAUAUAAUGUUGCCUUGAAAACUGUCAAUGAUUCGCAUCAAUACUUACAAGAAUUUUUAAAUGAAGUUCAAGCACAUUACAUAUGCACUUCUGAAGAUAAUCACAUACCACAUUGCUUUGGAAUUACUCAAAAUCCAAAAUCUAAAGAUUAUAUUAUGGUCUUGGAAUAUGCACAUUAUGGCAGUUUGCGUUAUUAGUUGGGAUGAUCGGCUUGUUCUACUCGAAGGACAAUUGCUAAAGGUCUUUAUUAUAUUCAUGAAGAAAACCAUGUUCAUCAAGAUUUUCAUAGCGGAAACAUU